Messenger RNA from Microthlaspi erraticum, 990 nucleotides. The record is from the annotation of a GenBank genome assembly. NCBI's taxonomy places the organism in Eukaryota, Viridiplantae, Streptophyta, Magnoliopsida, Brassicales, Brassicaceae.
AUGAUGCCGCUUGUCUUCAGUUAUUACGGAUGUCAAUUAGGUGCUUUCAGAACAUUGUGCGAUAAACUGCAAACGAGUUAUGGUUUACAACCAACAUUGAAUGUAGGCAUUGAAGAGAGUGUGGCCAUGUUUCUACGGAUAUGUGGGCAUAACGAAGUUCAAAGAGAUGUUGGAUUACGAUUUGGACGGACGCAAGAGACUGUGAAUCGAAAAUUUUUUGAAGUGCUUAAAGCGACUGAGUUACUUGCUUGUGAUUAUAUCAGGACUCCAACAACCCAAGAACUACGACAAAUUCCUGAACGACUAGUAAUGGAUCAAAGAUAUUGGCCAUAUUUUAGUGGAUUUGUUGGCGCUAUGGACGGAGUUCAUGUUUGCGUUAAAGUGAAGCCUGAAGUUCAAGGAAUGUACUGGAACCGGCACAAUAUAACUUCAUUUAAUAUAAUGGCGAUAUGUGAUCUCAAUAUGUUAUUCACAUAUGUUUGGAAUGGAGCACCUGGCUCAUGUCAUGAUACAGCAGUUCUCACAAUGGCGCAAGAAAGGGAUUCCGAUUUUCCUUUACCUCCACCAGACAAGUAUUAUCUAGUCGAUUCUGGCUAUCCAAACAAACAAGGUUUUUUGGCUCCUUUAGAUCUUCACGGAAUGUGGUUGUUCGGUAUCAUAUGUCACAAUUUGAAAAUGGUCCUCCUCCUAGAAACAAGCAAGAGUUGUUUAAUCGAUAUCAUGCAUCUUUACGUUCUGUUAUUGAAAGGACUUUUGGAGUAUGGAAGAAGAAAUGGAGGAUUCUUUGUGAAUUUCCUAGGAUAUGAUAAGAAAGUUCAAAAAAGAGUGGUAAUGGCGACAAUGGGACUACAUAAUUUUAUUAGAAUUUCUAAUUUUUCAGAUGAAGAUUUUGCUGAUGUAAGAAGAGACACAGAGAUUGGUAACACAAGUUCUAUGAUAGAACCAAGUGAUGGCAGAAGCGGAAAUAGGAGAAGGAGAUUUUAUGGCUAA